Messenger RNA from Lecanosticta acicola, 1824 nucleotides. NCBI's taxonomy places the organism in Eukaryota, Fungi, Ascomycota, Dothideomycetes, Mycosphaerellales, Mycosphaerellaceae. The record is from the annotation of a GenBank genome assembly.
AUGACUUUCCUCAAGCGCACAGAGCGAGAGGCUGACAAUGCCAACCAACUGGAGAAGAAGCCUUCGGACAAUGCUCCAACCGCCCCUCCCACCGAGCAGAAAGUCACCUUCCUCGCUGUAUUCCUUGGACUGGUAGCCAGUAUCGGUGGUUUCAUGUUCGGUAAGCAAGAUCCCCACAUGAUUGCCAGGAAUACUCGUUGACCUGUGGACCUUUUAAUUGGCAGGUUAUGUCUCCGGUCAGGUCUCUGGGUUCUUCCAGAUGGAAGACUACGCCCGCCGAUUCGGACAGCUCAGUGCAGAUGGCUCGUACGAAUUCUCCGCCGUCCGCCAGGGUACCAUCACCGCUCUUCUGUGCGCUGGAUGUCUCAUUGGAUCCUUGAUCUCUGGAAAGCUCGCCGACGUUAUCGGCCGGAAGUUUUCCAUCUCCGCCGCGGCUUUCUGGAGCUGCGUGGGCACCAUCAUUGAGAUCUCAUCUUCCACGUCCUGGGCGCAAUUCGCUGUGGGCCGUGGAGUGAACGGUAUCGGCAUCGGUGCUCUGUCCGUGUUGGUCCCCAUGUACCAAUCAGAGAGUUCGCCUGCCAUCAUCCGUGGUGUGCUCGUUACUUGCUACCAGCUUUUCGUCACCCUCGGUAUCUGGCUUGCGUACAUGGUCGAAUUCGGCACUCACGACCAGGCUUCCAGCGCAUCGUGGCGUAUUCCCAACGGUCUCUCCUUCUUGUGGGCUCUCAUUCUCGGUGCCGGUAUUCUGGUUCUGCCAGAGAGCCCUCGUUUCGCCUACCGCAGGGGACGUGAAGAUGAGGCUCGGAAAACGAUCGCCAGACUCGCGGGUCUUACUCCGGAUGCUCGUGAGGUUAACUACCAGAUCACCGAGAUCCGUGUCAAGCUCGAGGAGGAAAUGUCUGGCGCUGAGGUCUCUUGGCACGAGAUCUUCACUGGUCCUCGUAUGGCGUAUCGUACCAUUCUUGGUAUGGUUCUGCAGGUGAGUUGUGCGAAACAAUCUAUGGCAUCUUGAAUGUCACUGACAUGCAUCCAGGCUGGCCAACAACUGACCGGAGCCAACUUCUUCUUCUACUACGGUACCACUAUCUUCCAAGCCACCGGUCUCACCGACAGCUACGUGACCCAGAUCAUUCUCGGAUCGGUCAACGUCUUCUGCACUUUCGGCGCUCUCUACAUUGCGCAGAAGUGUGGUCGCCGUAACGCUCUGAUGGUCGGUGCCGCCUGGAUCACGAUGUGUUUCUUCGUCUACGCGUUUGUUGGACACUUCGCCCUGGACCAGGAGAACCCUCAAAACACACCAGCGGCUGGCAACGUCCUGAUUGUCUUCUCCUGCCUGGCCAUCGCCGCCUUUGCAACCACCUGGGGACCGCUUGUGUGGGCAGUCGUCGGUGAGCUGUACCCAUCGCGAUACCGUGCUCCCUGCAUGGCUCUUGCCACUGCAUCCAACUGGCUCUGGAACUUCUUGUAAGUGUUGCUAGACUACGAUCAUGAUUCCGAUCAAUCGCUGACGAGACGCGCAGGAUCUCUUUCUUCACCAGGUUCAUUACCGGAGCGAUUGACUACCUCUACGGUCUCGUCUUUGCCGGUUGCUGUAUGGCCCUCGUCGUCAUCGUCUUCUUCUUCGUCAUCGAGUCCAAGGACCGCAGCUUGGAGGAGAUCGACACGAUGUACAUCCUCGGCGUCAACCCGAUCACCAGCGCCAAGUGGGACGGCAGCAAGGUUCCUGAUAGCGGGGAGACCAGCGGCCGAGACAGCAGCGAUGCCGCUGCUGUCGAGAAGAACGAGCCGGUGGAGAGAGUGCCCACGACGACUUUGGAGGAAUAG